Molecule: messenger RNA, 1603 nt
Organism: Eucalyptus grandis
Lineage: Eukaryota; Viridiplantae; Streptophyta; Magnoliopsida; Myrtales; Myrtaceae
Product: UPF0481 protein At3g47200
Exons: 2
Coding region: 164-1471 (435 amino acids)
Source: RefSeq, a predicted model, not a curated record
CCUUUUGCGUGCAAAGAUAAUAAUGCUUCAUGGAAGGUUAAAGAAUAUCAGAUCUUUCUUUUCAUGGUUUGCAUGGUUCCUCACUGUAUAGUCUGGGACGCAAACCGGACUUCUCCAACAACGGCAAGGAGGAGGAACGAAUUCUCGAUCUCGAAUCUUAGAUAUGAGUCAGACUGUCAAGGAAGUUGUGAUUAUCAUAAAGAGGAAGAUGAACAACUUGCCUGGCGUGUCCACCGAGUGUUGCAUCUAUCGAGUGCCUGACAAGUUGCGCAGAGCAAACGCAGAGGCCUACACCCCUCAAGUCAUCUCCAUUGGGCCGUUCCACCAUGAUAAAAAAGAGCUUCAGUUGACGGAGGAGGUCAAACUGAGGUACCUGACAGGCUUCCUCCACCGUAGCAAGGCCGACCUCCCAGCUUGCACCAGAAUGAUCAGCGAAUUGGAAGACCGCAUUCGGCAAUGCUACCAAGAAAAGCUCACCCAAGGCAGCUAUGAGCUCGUAGAAAUGAUCUUGGUGGACGCAGUUUUUUUAGUUGAGCUGUUCAUAAGGAACUAUAACUGGAACCAUGGCCCCGACGGCCGAGACCUGAACGAUGAGAUAUUCAGCAAGCAGUGGAUGAGCGACGCCGUAUUCCACGAUCUCCUGCUGCUGGAAAAUCAAGUACCGUUAUUUGUCCUUGAGAAUCUCUAUAAUCUCACCGCAUUGAGUACUACUAUCACAUUCUUCAAGCUUAGCUACGAGUACUUCAAAGACGUCCAGCACGGGCACGAGCUUGCAAGCACGGGAGUUCACGUGAAUCACCUGGUGGACUACGUGCGAGCCCUGCAACUGCCCAUGUUCCUGCGGCGCGCGCCGUCCAAACAGGGCAAGAAAACUCGGAGGGUAAAGGAGCUGCAAGAGGCCGGCAUCACGUUCAAACGGGGCAAGGAAACCUCCAUGCUUGAUGUCAUCUUCAAGGACGGAACCCUCAAGAUGCCGCACGUGGUUGUGCACGAGUGGACCGAGGUGUACCUCAGGAACAUGAUUGCGUACGAGCAGUGCCAUCACGAACACAAGUACAUCAGCAGCUACGCCAUCCUCAUGGAUAGCCUCAUUGGCACGCCCGAUGACGUCGACAUUCUAAUCAGCGCCGGAAUUUUGGAAAAUCAGCUCUGCAGUGCGGACGGGGUGGCUAGGAUCGCUAGUAUCAUCAACGGCAUUCACAAGGAGACCCUGAGGGACUCCAGCGAGUUCUACUACUCAAGCCUGUGCGAGAGGCUGAAUGCGUACAGCCGGACCAGGUGGCACCAGUGGAAGGCCAACUGGUACCGGUGGAGGGUCAUCCUCAACCGGGACUACUUCAGCAACCCGUGGUCGGGCAUCUCCGUGGUCGCUGCCAUGGUGCUGCUUAUUCUCGCCUCGGUGCAGACUGCGUAUUCCAUUUUGCAAUUUUACGCGGGCGAUGGCCAAAGAUUGUUCCCAGCGCGCAAGUGAUGACAUAAAAGGCAUUACUAGAACCAAGGAAGUAGAAAGUCUCAAACUAGACUUCCGUAUCCUAAACACACUUGUCAAUGGCCCCAUCAUUUAUGAAAUGACGUAAAGAUGAAGCCCAAUAUAACGGUUGAG